AUGUGUUUCUUCCAGCUGUUACGAGAACUGAAACACUCAAAUGUGAUCGCCCUGCAGAAGGUGUUCCUGUCUCACAGCGACAGAAAGGUCUGGCUUCUCUUCGACUAUGCCGAGCACGACCUAUGGCACAUCAUCAAGUUCCACCGCGCCUCCAAGGCCAACAAGAAGCCAAUGCAGAUGCCCCGAGGGAUGGUAAAGUCUCUCCUGUAUCAGAUUCUGGAUGGGAUCCAUUACCUCCACGCCAACUGGGUGCUCCACCGGGAUCUGAAACCAGCGAACAUCCUGGUGAUGGGGGAAGGUCCUGAGCGAGGAAGAGUUAAAAUCGCCGACAUGGGUUUCGCCAGACUCUUCAACACCCCCCUCAAGCCACUGGCGGACCUUGACCCCGUGGUGGUGACAUUCUGGUACAGGGCCCCCGAGCUGCUGCUGGGGGCCAGGCACUACACCAAAGCAAUCGAUAUUUGGGCAAUUGGCUGCAUCUUUGCAGAGCUGCUCACGUCCGAGCCCAUCUUUCACUGUCGCCAGGAAGACAUCAAAACAAGUAAUCCUUUCCAUCACGACCAGCUCGACCGGAUAUUCAGCAUCAUGGGAUUCCCUGCAGACUGGGAAGACAUCAGGAAGAUGCCAGAGUACCCAACAUUGCAGAAAGACUUCAGGCGGACAACGUAUACAAACAGCAGCUUAAUCAAAUACAUGGAGAAGCACAAGGUCAAACCAGACAGCAAGAUGUUUCUGUUGCUCCAGAAACACCUCACGAUGGACCCCACCAAAAGAAUCACAUCAGAGCAGGCGCUGCAGGACCCGUACUUCCUAGAGGACCCGUUACCAACCACCGAUGUGUUUGCCGGGUGUCAGAUCCCCUACCCUAAACGAGAGUUUCUAAACGAAGACGAGCCCGAGGAGAAAACAGAAAAGCAAAGCAGAAACGAAAGGCUAGAGCGAGGCGACACCGCCGGAGGGGGUUUACAACACAGCCAGGACCAGGGCGCCCACAACAAGAAACCUCGGAUCGAGCCCUCUGGGGCUCCCUCAGGCGAUGGGGUGCUACAGUCGGAGUACCAUGUUUGUGGGAUUUAUUCUCCAGGAGAAAGGUUGCUCUAUUUGUCUUCUUGUCCACCAAUACCCACAAAUUGUCCACAAAUACCAUAAAAAUACCCACAACAGCAUAAAUAUAUCCACUAAAGUAUAGAAAAUCCAGAUCUAUUUUCUUCCUUUGUGCCGCAGGACUCUAUUGUUGUCCUGAAACAAUUAAAAAAUACUUCAAGAAAUAAAGUUUGAUGUUUUUACUAUUUAUUGCAAAAUUUGACUUAGAUUAUUAGAUCAUUUAACGGUAUUAAGACAAUGAAAUGCAUCUUACCAGAACUGUAAAAAUAUGCAUGUGUCUUGAACUUAAAUAAAGCAUGGCGGCAACCUUUAGGUUCUACACAAUCUACAGCAGGGCUAUUCAACUUCAGUAGCAAGUGGGCUGAAUAAGAAAAUCACGGGGGGUGUGAGGGCCGCACAGAAUAUUGAUCAAAUAAUGGCUAAAAAUUAAAAACAGUAAUGUAUAUUUCCACAGGUAAACAGUCACACACGAAAAUGCGUCGGUAUUGUGUGGCAAAAGUGUUUUGCGAACAAGCAUCACUAUAAACAUGUUUCAAAGUGUAAAUAUCCGCUCAAGGUAACCAGUUGUUUCAGAUCCCUUCAACCAAACUGUUCCCAUGAAAACAUAAGAAAUGUGACUUAAUGGAUCAAUAUAAUAAUAUACACUUUUACUAAUCCCCAAGGGGAAAUUAGUUCUCUGCAUUUAACCCAUCCUUAGUUAUUAAGGCACAGUGGGCUGCGGUGAAGCGCCCGGGAAGCAGCUGGGGGUUCAGUGCCUUGCUCAAGGACACUUCAACUUGCAACUAAUGGGGAGAGCGCGGAUCGAACCCACAACCUUGCGGUUGAAGGACGGCCCUCUUACCCCACUGAGCUACAGCCGCCAAUAUAUAAAUGACUUGGGAUUAAACUAAUAUCUGGUGGCGCAGCGCACAGACUGCGUGUCUUUGAGCGCAGACUCCUUUUGCGUGAAAGGGAUCGAAACCAGGUCGGGCGAUCUUUUUAUUAUUAUUUUUUCGAAAAUGUAUUUCUUCAUACGUGGCUGUGAUGCACUGCUCACUUAUACAAUCGUAAUCGCCAAAAUGGAUAUGAACGGUGGCUUGAAGAUCUCCAGCAAUAUGUUUGUGAAUGUGUGACGAAUCUGGUGAGCGAGCCAGAGCCCCGCUGCAGAUGUUAAGAGAACACAACGCACGCGCAGGGAAACCAGUAGGUUUGAAAACCAGUAGGGGCUACCAUACGUUGUGUCUCACAACUUUAACCCUUUCACAGUGUGUUCUCACUUCAUGAAAGUUACUUGAAACAUUUCUGUUCAGCGUGGGCCUGUAUACUUGGCUGACACACUCUCCUGUCACUUCUGUUUGCAAAAAAUAAAAUCGAGAAUGCGAACCUCCAGCAUUCCACAAACCAAUAGGCGUUUGUGGAAUUCCACAUGUCAUCACAUUGAUAACAUUUUGGAUUUUUAAUUGACGAAACAAUCUUGUUAUUUUACCCACGUUAUGAUUUUUUGGGGAAAUCCUUGAAUAACCGAUAAUGACAGAGGGUACAUAUGAAAACGUUUCUACCUUUCCUUGGCUGUGUCUGUCACCUGCCAAUGUUACAGAUGCUAAAGAGUUUUUUGGAAGUAACUGGGUGUUGAGCAGUGGCGGGCCGUCAGGGCCAGCAAGGCCUUCUCUGCUGGCCUAAACAUCAUCAGAAUAUAUAUUUUUUUCUCAAUAUAUUUUCCCACAAAUAUGUAUUCAAUUAUUUCCCAGAGUAAGAGUUAUUCUCUUAAUUUCAUAGCGUUCCUCUUGGUUGCGCUGCUGCCAGCCCCAGGUUGAGAUUUGGAGGGCUGGUCUUUAUGUUAGAUCUUUUAGCCAAUCAUAUUCAGCCAUCGUGUGUUGCCAGGGGGCUAAAAUCUGCCCUUAGGCCUUCAGAAUCAACAUUGCGGGCGCUGGUAGCUUCAAGUGAAUGGGAAUGACAAUGUUGUGUCAACCAAUCAGCUUUAGAGUUGGCUCCUCUAGGCCUUCUAGAAGGCCCCGGAACCGGCACAGGAGCCAGCUAGCAGGCGUAGUGCUGCACGUCUUUUGAUUGGAUUACCAAUAUUGAGAGGCGGGGCCUAUGGGCAGGUAAAUGCAGAACCUCCAGAACUAGGAAACUGAAUUUGAUAGACUGUACAACAGAGUCAUUGAAGUCUUCUUGAGGAAAGAAAGAGGAUGGAUUUUGUGUUCAAAUAAUCAGUCUUUGGUGAGUAGGCAUACAAUGCAUUCUAUUUUUUAUUAAAUGUGUCUGUAUGUUUGGCACAAAAUAAAAUGGCAAAUAGCCUAUGUUGCAAAUUA
Molecule: messenger RNA, 3395 nt
Organism: Pseudoliparis swirei
Lineage: Eukaryota; Metazoa; Chordata; Actinopteri; Perciformes; Liparidae
Gene: cdk19
Product: cyclin dependent kinase 19
Exons: 10
Coding region: 1-1149 (382 amino acids)
Biological process (GO): protein phosphorylation
Cellular component (GO): cytosol; nucleus; mediator complex
Molecular function (GO): ATP binding; RNA polymerase II CTD heptapeptide repeat kinase activity; cyclin-dependent protein serine/threonine kinase activity
Source: RefSeq, a predicted model, not a curated record